Girardinichthys multiradiatus is the source of this 4035-nucleotide messenger RNA. RefSeq names its product mpv17-like protein. Gene Ontology annotation, cellular component: cytoplasm; membrane. The transcript has 4 exons. The coding region runs from base 304 to 942 and encodes 212 amino acids. NCBI's taxonomy places the organism in Eukaryota, Metazoa, Chordata, Actinopteri, Cyprinodontiformes, Goodeidae. The record is from RefSeq and is a predicted model, not a curated record.
CGCUGUAGGAGCCAACCGUAGCCGGUGGAAGACUACUCCCGUUGUGAGUGCUAGAAGGAGUUUGACAAGCAAGUAGCCCACACUGUGUGGAAUUAUACAGCUUUACAACCUUCACUGUGGGACAUAUACACAUUUUUUUAGUUUAUAUGGGUAACUUGUGGAAUCCUCCAGCUGUGUACAUUUUUAGUGAUGCUUUAAUCCUUCAGAUUGAGAGAAAGCGAUGAUUUCACGUCAUGAUUUAGCUAACUCCCUGCGCUUUAACUCCUUCGUGUUGGGCAACAGACAGUGAGCGCAGAUUGAAUUAUGCUACGGGCGUUUCUGCGGCACGUCCGCCGCUUUCCGUGGGUUACGAAUGUCACUCUUUACGGCUGCCUGUUCGCCGGAGGAGACUUGGUCCACCAGUGGUUCUCCGCCAGGGACCAAGUGGACUGGAGACAGACACGCAACAUCGCCGUGGUCGCGUUCAGUUUCCAUGGCAACUUCAAUUUCUUCUGGAUGCGUUUUCUGGAACGCAGGUUUCCGGGGAAGUCCACCAGGAUGGUGGUGAAGAAGCUGUUCCUGGACCAGACGACGGCGGCGCCCCUGGCCACCAGCGUCUUCUACACGGGUGUCAGUUUUUUGGAGGGCAAGGAAGACAUCCUGGAGGACUGGAGGGAGAAAUUCCUGAACACGUAUAAGACCGGGCUGAUGUUCUGGCCAUUCAUGCAGUUUCUGAACUUUGCCUUGGUGCCUCUAUACAUCCGGACCACCUUCACCGGCUGCUGCGCCUUUGUCUGGGCCACCUUCCUCUGCUUCUCACGUCAGACUGGAGACGGCACCGCCGGAGCUGCUCUGGCAUGGAUGUUCCCACCUAAAGAAGAUGCAGCAGCAGAACCAGCUAAAGACGAAGUAGACCUGAAGCUCAAGGUAGAGGAAACGGCAGCAUCCAGGCCUGGAAAAUAACAUAACUGGCAGUUGUUCUGCAGGGCAGACAGUAGAGGGUAAAAACUGGUCUGAAAGGAUGCAGCGGGUCCAUGGGACAGCAGCUCAGGCUUGUCGUUUUACUUUUCAUUGCUUGAUUUUGCAAAAGAGCCAUCUACUGAGGUCUCACCGAUGUUGCAAACCUCAACCAGCUCAUUGAAUGUGUUCACCUGCACAGUAAUUAAACAUACCAGGUCAAAAAUAUGGUUAAAUCUACUGCUGACAUGCUGUUUUUAUUUUUUAUUUCGUCAGGUUAACAUUGAUCAUUGUGUUGUUUUACUUCUACAAAGUGAGCUCUUUGCUAAGCAGAACAAGGCUAAAUACUGAAAGUAUUUAUGAGCAUUGCACAGUGCAGCAAGGCUCCACUCUGUGGAGUGGGAUCUAAUUGAUUUGAUCAGACCUUUUUACUUCCUUAAAGCAAACAUGAACAUCUAGUUUUCAUCAGCUUCACUUCUAUGAUCUCUGUUUGGGUUUCAGUUUGCAGAAACUGGGUCAGUUAUAAAGUCUACUUUGAUUUUGAUAAUUAAAAACAUUGUGGGAAAUUUCUAAAAAGAAAAUUAGUCUCAACUGAAUUUCCCUUGUCAGUAAUUUCUACUUCCUGUAAAGCAGCAGCACAUUCCAAGAAAAGGCUGGGCUGUGGUGGUUUUUACUACAUUAUGGAGUCGCCUGAACUUCUCAUAAACAUCUGACUCUGAAGCUACCAACCAAUGAAGAAUUUCAGAGAGUGUUCAUACAUUCAUUCCUCUUGGAAACACAUCCUUAUUGUGGGCAGUUGUACGGAGUCACUUUUUAUUUGAAAUUUCUAUUGCCGUUGAGAUCUGUGGUGGCUUCGGUUUUCUGACCACAAUCCACCACUCUGGUCCAUCCCAGGAUCUUCUAGUGCCAGAAAAGCUGACGGUGCUUCUGAACCGGUUUGACAUGUAGCUGUCAUUAUUUGCUCUUAACUGGCUUUUAUUAAUUUUUUUCAUUGUACUGAAUCUCUUGAAUAAUGUUUUCCAAAGCAGCCCCAUGUGCACACAGUUCCUUACAGUUCUUUAUGCAGUAAAGUCUUAAGGAAUUCAAGAUUACAGUUUCUUAACAAAAACCUUUUCUGUCCACUUUCGCUGCACUACAAUUCCCCCAAAUUCAUUCAGCUAUUAGAUCAUCUUGUGUACUGUAGAGGGAUAAAAAUACUAACCUGCUUUCUUUUUAACAGAAGUAUUGUUUUUAAACAGUUCAGAAAUGGUCUGACACAUCUGUCAACAUUAUGUGGACCCCCAGUUCAGUUCUGAACUUUGGAUGCUCAGGUGGAAAUCAGGAAGCAGUGCAAUCUUUUCCAUGCAAUUGUUUUCCAUAACUGGUUGCACUAAAGACAUGGAGAGGCAAACAUGCCCCGGAUGCCUAGCAGACGGAGCAAUUUGUACCUAUUUCUCCAAAAAGUCGUACUUUUCCCUGUAGCCACAAGCACAGUAUAUGCAGAAGGCAUCUAACAGACAGAAGAAUGAUUAACUUUAUUAUAUUAAUUAAAAUAGAGCUCCAGGUCAAACAUUUAGUAACAUCUGGCAGACGGAAUUACUUUGGAAUGAUGUUUUGUAAGCAAAAGGUGAUGCUACAGAUUGUACAAAAGUGAAAUGUGUCACAUUGGGGUUUUGGGGUGGACCGAAGCGCAGACAAGAGCUUGGCAGCAGCAUUGUGAAUAGAUCCAGAGCUUUAUUCCAAGUUCAUAGAAGUAACAAAAACACACUGCAGGUACUAACCAGAGUCAAAUCCAAAAACUUACAUUAGACACUGCAGGAACUCAUGGCAUGAACGAGGGUAGUGCAGAGAGUUGUGAACAAAGGAACCAGCAAAGAACAAUGAAACAAAACCAACUAAUAUACUGAGGGAGAACAAAGGCAGGUAAUUAAAGGAACUGAGAACAGGUGAGACAAGGAGGCAGAGGGAGCAGGUGAAUCUAAAAACAAGAUUAACACAUGGUGAAGGAACUAACUAACAAAUAAAGACACACACAGACCAAGCAAACUUAUAGUCAAAGAUAAAUAAUCAAAAGAAGCAUAGGAAAACUAGAAUAACCAUGAACUAAAGGAAACAGAAGAACAACAACAACAUAAGAUCUGGCAACCUAAAUAUAAACAAAGAGCCUAUAAGGAGACCCAGAUUACAAACUAAACAAACCUAAAACCACACUGACAGAAACAACUGGAAACAAGCAGAGAACAUUAGGAAAUACAAACAAAGUCUAAAAUGUCACAUCCUGACAAAAUAAUGUAUUGCUUUGAUUGAUUCUUUUAGAAAUAAAAAGCGCUGAUUGAAUUAAAAGACUGUAGCAGGAUUAAAACAACUACAAAUGUAAAUAUACUGUGCUUGUUAUUACAGCAGUACAAAAAAAGCAACACUUGUUCACGAUUACGUCCUGUUAAUUUGUUUUUUAAAUAAGCGAGCCAGGGAUUAUCUCCUUCUGGCCACACCCAUCCAUCAUUCGUCCACGCCACCUCCCUUCUACUCGUCUCACCCCCUCCACAACAUCUAAGUGUGCCUCUGCUGAGCUGCCCACAUCAGGCAGGCUUUCUUCACAGAGUUAAUUCACUCAUUGUGGUUAUUCUUCUGCAUGUGAAGCGUAUACUGGAAUCUUUCAGAAUCACAAGGUUUAAAUUCUGUGUUUAAAAAAGGAACAACAUGAUUUUCUACACAAUUUAAACACUGCAGGGAAGAAUGUUGAGAGUAACCAGUAAAUCACAGUUAUUGUGUCACAGGAAGCCAUGGAAAUCACUUUCUUCUUACUUUUUGCUUGUCAUGUUUUAUACCUGGCUUUGCUAAAAGGAAACUUUACCAGCUCAACAAAAAGACUGAAAUACAUCUGAUACUUUCUAUGUGAAAAGUAAUUUGUGUUUUUUUCCCAUCCGAUUAAAGAUGUUUACUUGAAUUUCAAAAUGCCGCCCACCUUUUCUUCUACUUCACAUGAAUGAAAUAUUGUUGUUUCCUCUCUUUUCUUUGCAUUUCUGCUAUUUUCUAUCUUAAUUCUAAUGUAUUCAAACCUUCAGAUGUUGUGUCCAUUGGGUGGUCUUACCUCCAUUGCUUGUUUCAAAGAGACAUAAC